This is a messenger RNA of Rotaria sordida, 1041 nucleotides long. Lineage: Eukaryota; Metazoa; Rotifera; Eurotatoria; Philodinida; Philodinidae. The record is from the annotation of a GenBank genome assembly.
AUGCUUAAUACAAGUAUCGAAAUUUGUUCUAAUAUUUUGAAUUAUAACACUACAUUACAUAUAUCAUAUAUCGUUUGGCAUACAUGUGGUUUGUUAUGUACUAUGUUUGGUAUACCUGGUCAUUUAUUUCAAAUAUUAAUUAUGUUAAAUAAAACCAAUCGUAAAGAAUCAACAUCAUUAUAUGUUAUAGCUAUUGCUAUAUUUGAAUUGAUAUUUCUUGUUGAUAUCUUUUGGUUAUGGUGUGUUGGAAUGUCUAUAAUUAAAAUUGAUCUUCGACAAAUAUUAUCUUGUGGUAUAUUCUAUAAUAUUCUUAUUGGUCCAACAAUAUUAUCAAAUUUAUAUUUAGCAUCAAUAUCUAUCGAUCGAACUUUCAUGAUACUUUAUCCUACUCGUUAUCGUCUUCUAAUUACUCGACGUCAUGUUCUCAUACGUAUAUUUUUAAUUCUUAUCAUAGUUAUUUUAUUUAUGAUUCCACAUCAUUUUUAUUUUCAUUAUAAUAAAAAAACAACAAUAUUUAUAUGUGAAUUUGAUACAGUUAUUAAACCUUGGAGAAUCCGUAUAUGGACAUUUUUACAUGCUUUAUUAUUUGUUUCAUUACCAUCAAUAAUAACAUGUAUAUCAUCAGUAAUUUUAUUACACAAUCGUUGUAAUCAAAGAAAAAUAACUAAAAAUAAAUCAAGUGAAACUGCACGUCGUAUGAAAAGAAAUUCUAUACUAAUAUUUUUUAUUUCAAUAUUUAUUUUAUUUUCUUUAUUACCAACUGUUAUACUAGAAAUCUUUAUUGUACAUGAUCGUCUUUUUAGUCAUGAUAUAUUUUGCUCAAUAAGAUGGCAACAAUAUAAAAUUUUACUCAAUUGGUUUUUGACACUUUCAGCUUUGAAUUAUUCAUCUAAAUUUUAUGUUCGUCUAAUUAUAUCGAAAACAUUCAGAAGAGAUUUUAUUAAAUUAAUUAAUUUCAUUUCUCUACGACAACAAAAGAACAAUGAACAAAAUUCACUUGCACUUAAUAAUUCAAAUACACUAAAAAAUAUUGAAACUUAA